CGGAAGCGGAAGAAGACAAGUGACGACGGAGCCGACGUCGUAAAUGGCAACGAGGAACAGCUCCUCAACAACAACAAAUUCAGCCCGCUGGUGGAGAACAACAACAAUAACAAAGGUCACCAACGACGGGGCGACGAUUUUGAAGGCGGUCGGCGUGGACAUGAGUCGCUUCCAGGACGACGAGGUUGGCGAUGGAAUGACUUCCGUGACGGUGUUGGUGUCAGAGUUGCUGAGCGAGGCGGAAAAGUUGCUCGAGCAAAAAUUUCACCCUCAAACGAGUGCGGCCAAGCAGGCGGCACGUUCGGCGCUGUUUGCCACGGCGUCGCUCAGCUCGAAGAUUCUGUCCCAGCAAAACUAUUUGCCGGCUGUUGCUUGGAGGAUUCGUUCCUGGACGAGGGUUUCCUGUUGGACAAGAAGACCGUUGUGCACAAGCCGAAACGCAUCGAGAACGCAAAGAUCUUGAUCGCCAACACGCCGAUGGACACGGACAAGAUCAAGGUUUUUGGAUCGAGUAUGAAGAUGGACUCGGUGGUGAAGAUUGCCGAGCUGGAGGUCGCCGAGAAGGAGAAGAUGAAGGACAAGGUGACAACCAGGACCAGGCUCGUCUCGGUCGUUGCGAUCUGUUCGAAAGUUUGCAUCGAUGUGAUCGCCCGUUCCAACAUCCGCAGGACACGGUGCCGGAAUAUCUCGCAAGGAGGCAAGUUGCUGCCCAAUCUGGUAAGCAAACUGCACGUCAGCAGAGAGGAAUUUGGAGGAGAUUUCGGUGGAAUUCGAGGAGGAGAAAAAGUUCAUGGUGAAUUGACCGGUUACGAUUGGUUCAUCUUGGUGCGCAAGAAGAUGAGCCACUGGCGCAAAGCUCACCUGAUUCCCCCGCACCUGAACCACUCUGCCAUAAUCUAUCCCGGAGCCUCCUUAGUUCGAAUUUGGAAGAAGUUUGUCCUGAAACGAUGGGUUAAGAUGAAGUCCGAGUUCCUGGCGCUGGACGAGGCGUGGCGGCGGUUCAACCUGGCGGUCCAAGGCUACCCGGAAGUUCCGUUUCGCUGCCGGUGA
Molecule: messenger RNA, 1050 nt
Organism: Culex pipiens pallens (northern house mosquito)
Lineage: Eukaryota; Metazoa; Arthropoda; Insecta; Diptera; Culicidae
Exons: 4
Biological process (GO): protein folding
Cellular component (GO): chaperonin-containing T-complex
Molecular function (GO): ATP binding; ATP-dependent protein folding chaperone
Source: RefSeq, a predicted model, not a curated record